Molecule: messenger RNA, 2163 nt
Organism: Sturnus vulgaris (Common starling)
Lineage: Eukaryota; Metazoa; Chordata; Aves; Passeriformes; Sturnidae
Gene: ARHGEF37
Product: Rho guanine nucleotide exchange factor 37
Cellular component (GO): cytoplasm
Molecular function (GO): protein binding; guanyl-nucleotide exchange factor activity
Source: RefSeq, a predicted model, not a curated record
CCCCCGGUGUCACCGCCCGCAGCACCGAGAGCUGCGCAACCCCGCCCGCUCGGCAGUGUCCUGCUGAGAUGGCGAGUGCAGAGCCCGACUCUGAGGAUGCAGCUGAGGAUGAAGAGGCCGUGUACGAGGUGAUGCCCUGUGACAGGAUGGAGCUGAGCCAGCGCCUGGCCGUGGAGGAGCUCAUCACCACCGAGGCCAGCUACGUGCACAACCUCCAGCUGUGUGUGUCAGACAUCCGGGCACACCUCCAGAACAAGCAGCUGCCUGAGCUCGACCUGGAAGGACUCUUCUCUAACACCGAUGAAAUCCUCCAUGUCUCCAGACGGUUUCUGAAGGGUCUGGAGGCCACGGCCGGCCAGGGCCAGGAGCAGCUGCUCUGCAUCAGCACCCUGUUCCAGGAGUUCAAGGAAGAGAUGGAGACUGUCUACAAGAUCUACUGUGCCAGCUACGACCACGCCCUGGAGCUGGUGGAGAGCUACCGCAGGGACCCCCGGCUGCAGGGGGAGAUCCUGGACACCCUGAAUGCCACCGUGCCUCACACGGGUGCGUCAGACCUCAGCUUCUUCCUGGUGAUGCCCGUGCAGAGGGUCACCAAAUACCCUCUGCUGCUGGGGAAGAUCCUGGAGAACACCCCGAGCAGUGCCAGUGCCCACUCAGCCCUGCAGGCAGCGGUUCGUGCCAUGGCCCAGGUCAAUGCCAACAUCAACGAGUACAAACGGCGCCGGGAAGUGGCAACCAAAUACAACAAGGCUGAGCACCUGACGCUGCGGGACCGCCUGGCACGCCUCAACACCCACUCCAUUGCCAAGAAAACCACGCGCCUCAGCCGGCUCCUCAUGCACGAGGCUGGCAUCGUGGCCAAGACUGAGGACAAGGAAUAUGAUGACCUGGAAGAGAAGUUCCAGUGUGUGGCAUCCAGUGUGGCCACGCUGAAGGAGAACGUGGCAUCCUACCUGGGCCAUUUACAGGCGUUCCUGCUGCCCACCCCACACCAGUGUGACCUGCAAAUGGACGAGGGACCCGCCCAGCAGCAUCGCCGCCUCUCUGAGCUCCUCCAGAGCUCCGUUUUCCCAGAGUUUAAGCAGCGUGUGGACAGGCUGGUGUGGCAGCCCCUGUGCAGCCUCUCAGCCAUGCUGGAGGGGCCCCAGCAGCUGGUCAAGAAGCGCCUGGACAAACUGCUGGACUACGAGGAGAUCCAGGAGAGGAAGAGUGAGAUGGGCAGCGUGAGCUAUGAUGAGGAGGCAGCCAUGAACACCUACCUGGCCAUCAAUGACCUGCUGGUGGCUGAGCUGCCCCAGUUCAACCAGGUGGCCCUGCAGCUCCUGGGGCAGAUCCUGCGCUCCUUCAGUGCCCUGCAGCUGGAUUUGGCUGCCCAGGUCCUGCACCAGGCAGAGAAGGAGCUGCAGCAGCUGCCCCAUGGCCACAUGCCCCUGCCCAGCUUCUGGAAGGUGGUGGAGGACACCCUGCAGCAGUCAGGUGCAAAGCUCCGUGCCUUCUGCCAGGCCUUUGAGACUGUCACACCGAGCCCUGGCACACAGCCUCUGACCCCUGCUGAGGAGAGGAAGGUCCUUUCCCUUGUGAGCAAGCACGGCCCAGACAAGCUUUACCAAGUGACCAGCAACAUCAGUGGCAGCAGAGACUUGGACCUGACCUUGCUGAGGGGACAGAUCGUGGCUCUGCUGCAGAGCUCUGACACCAAGGGGAACACGAGCAGGUGGCUGGUGGAUGCUGGAGGUCCCCGAGGGUUUGUUCCUGCUGCAAAACUCCGGCCCUACAGCCCCGUACAAGUCCAGCAGCCUGGGAUGCAGCUGCUGUCCCUGGACAGUGGCACAGAGAGAAGGAGACAUUCCUAUGCAUCCCCUGAAGCUCCCAGGCCACAGGUGGCCACCUUCACCCCAACAUUCCAGGUGGUCGCUGGCUUCUCCUUCACAGCCAGGAGCCCGCAGGAGGUGACCCUGCAGGCAGGGCAGCCCGUGCUGCUGCUGGAACCCCACGACAAGAAGGGGAGCACAGAGUGGAGCCUGGUGGAGGUGAAUGGCCAGAGGGGCUAUGUACCCUCCAGCUACCUGGUGACCGUCCCCGUGCAGGACCCUGCGGGCUGGAGCUUGCCCGUGUGAGCGUGGCCAGCCCACAGCAAGGGCACAGGAUGGGAGCAGCCAGCUU